CCACUACCACCACCACCAUUUGGCCGCGAGGGAUUGCGCAAAGAUGUCCAAUUGAGCCGGCGGAAACGAUCAGCAAUCGCGUACAAGGUCUUACACAAAGCAUCCCUUUCGCCAAGACCAGGGCAUUUCCAAUUGGGCUGUCGUUUGUGCGAGCUCCGCGACCAGACCGCGCCGCGUGUAAGACGAAUGCCAACAUGGGUCUGGAGGGCUCAGGGGACGCGUGGUUUGAGCUGCAGAAUCGAGUUGCCAGCUCGGCGUCGCCAUCAUUGCUUUCAUCUGGCUCGUCAGCAUUACACCCACAAACAGGCUUGGGGAGGGGUGCAUCCGCUGGCAGCGACUACAGCAACAGCGCAGAUGGCAGCCUUGACAGCGACGAUGCCGACGUAGCUCGUCAUCACCACGCCGACGAUAUCGACGAUCUGCGCGCCAGUCGGAAGUCCUUACCCCGCCAUUCAAGAAUGAGGACGGGACACCACUCCAGCGGCGACGACACGGCUAGUAGCGGGCACAACAGUCGCGCCAGCAGCGUGGCCAGCUUCCAGCUCUACACGCCAGACGAGGAGAAUGCGGUAGUCCGCAAGUUUGACCGCCGGCUCGUGUUGUUCUUGAGCUUGUGCUAUAUGCUUUCCUUCUUGGACCGGUCAAACAUCGGCAAUGCACGCAUCGCAGGCAUGGAGGAGGACCUGCAGACCUCACCACCACGGGAUGAGUGGUACGAAUGGUCACUCUCCAGCUUCUAUAUCUCCUACAUCGCCUUCGAAUGGAUGGCUUUGUUAUGGCGGCUCAUUCCGGCACAUAUCUAUGUCUCUGCGGUCAUCCUGUCAUGGGGUAUUAUAGCUUCGCUACAAGCUAUUGCUACGUCCUAUCCGAUCCUUAUAUUUUUGAGGACGCUACUCGGAAUUGGCGAGGCGGCCUUCACUGGCGUUCCUUUCUACCUGUCUUUCUUCUAUAAGAGACAUGAACUCGCCUACCGAACAGCCAUGUUCAUUUCUGCCGCUCCUUUGGCCACCACUUUUGCGUCCUCCCUAGCAUGGCUUAUCCUCAAGGUUGGCGAAGCAGGGCCCAUUGCACCAUGGCGCCUACUUUUCCUUGCUGAAGGGUUCCCCUCCGUAAUUGUUGCCACGCUCGCAUGGAGCAUCAUACCUGACACGCCUGGCUCUGCUUCGUACCUCACCCCACGUGAGAGAAAAGUGGCCCGACUCCGCCUCCGACAUGCAAAGUCCUCGGAGACAAAGUCGCAUGGUGCCUCGCCGCAAUCUGGGUUCAAAGCUAGAGAGUUGUUUGCAGUAUUCGUCGACUACACGGCCUGGAUCAUGGCAUUUAUGUUCUUCCUCACAAACAUGGCCUACGCGUCGUUGCCCGUCUUUCUGCCAACCAUCAUCAGGGAGAUGGGCUUCACUGCGCUUGAGGCACAGGCAUUCUCGGCACCGCCUUAUCUCGUCUCCUUUAUAUCAGUCUACGUGACAGCCUGGCUAUCUGACCGAUCACAGAGCAGAGCAGGCUACGUCAUAUUCCAUGCCUUGUGCUCAGCAGCUGGUUAUGCUGUGCUAGCCCUGGCCCAGCCGCUUAGCCUUGGUCACACAGCACGAUAUCUGGCAGUCUACCCCGCUGCAAUGGGGUUCUUCAAUGUGGUAGUCCUGACAAUAGCCUGGACCGUGAACAACCAGCAAUCAGAAAGCCGGCGCGGAGGUGGCUUCGCUCUUCUGCAAGUCAUCGGGCAGUGCGGUCCCAUCGUGGGCACGCGUCUGUACCCGAAGAAGGACGGUCCAUUCUUUGAGCCCGGCAUGAGAGCGUGCGCCGCGGCUAUGCUUGGUGUGGCGGUUUUGGCGCUGGCCUUGAGAAUUGUCCUUGCGUGGCAGAAUAGGAAGCUCGCCGCGGAUCAAGAUGAGGCAACUGAAUAUGUAGCUCUCGAGACCUUUGAGUCUGAAGCGGACGGCCUGGUAGCGUCCCUGGAUCGCGAAGCAAACCUCCAACGUGAUCGCAGUCGAGAAGUCUUCAGGUAUAUGCUGUAGCUUACUGGGUCAUGGACAUGGAUUCGGCAUUCUCGACGACGUAGUCAGGCUACCCGAGAAAAGAUGGCCAAGCUACCAAAGCUCGCUAUUGAAUCAUGCAGAUUUGGUCCAGUGCUUUCUUUCUUGUUGAAUGCCUGCUUCUGCCGUUUAAAUGUGCUUAUGGCUUUUGUCGCAGCCGAAUGGACCACGGCGUCUCUUGCUGCCUUCUAUGAGAUACAGUCUAUGGCCUUUGAGAGAAUCUGCCGAGUCGAGCACAGCAUUCGGGUU
Microdochium trichocladiopsis is the source of this 2279-nucleotide messenger RNA. Its product is annotated as major facilitator superfamily domain-containing protein. Gene Ontology annotation, biological process: transmembrane transport. NCBI's taxonomy places the organism in Eukaryota, Fungi, Ascomycota, Sordariomycetes, Xylariales, Microdochiaceae. The record is from RefSeq and is a predicted model, not a curated record. Gene Ontology annotation, cellular component: membrane. The transcript is spliced from 5 exons. Gene Ontology annotation, molecular function: transmembrane transporter activity. Bases 195 to 2012 code for a protein of 605 amino acids.